UGCCCUGACUGCGGACCCGCGGGCUGGGCGGGGCGGGCCCUGACCGCGGUCUCCUUGCGUCCUGCAGGCUGGGAGCUCGCGCCGCGGCGCCCGGGCCGCCGGCGAUGAUCACCUAGGAGGCUGGCGCGGGCAGGCGCGAGCGGCGGAGGACCCGGGCGCGGCGACACGCGGCCAUGGAGCGGGAGCCGGCGGCGGCCCAGGAGCCCGGGUCCCCGGGUCGUCGCCGUCGGCGGCGGCGGCGCGGGGACGGCAGGACGCGCGUGGUGCGCUCCAACCUGCUGCCGCCCCCGGGCGUCGAGGACCCCACGGCUGGUGCGGCCAAGGGUGCGCGGCGGCGGCGGCGCGGGGGCACCCAACACCUGGCCGACAACCGGCUCAAGACCACCAAGUACACUUUACUGUCCUUCCUGCCCAAAAACCUUUUCGAGCAGUUCCACCGCCUGGCAAACGUGUACUUCGUCUUCAUCGCGCUGCUCAACUUCGUGCCGGCGGUGAACGCCUUCCAGCCCGGCCUGGCGCUGGCUCCCGUGCUCUUCAUCCUGGCGGUCACGGCCUUCAAGGACCUGUGGGAGGACUACAGCCGCCACCGCUCGGACCAUGAGAUCAACCACCUGGGCUGCCUCGUCUUCAGCAGGGAGGAAAAGCAGUAUGUGAACCGAUUCUGGAAAGAAAUCCGUGUGGGAGAUUUUGUGCGUCUUCGCUGCAAUGAGAUCAUCCCUGCGGACAUUCUGCUGCUGUCCUCCAGUGACCCGGAUGGCCUGUGCCACAUUGAGACUGCCAACCUGGAUGGAGAGACCAACCUGAAGCGACGGCAGGUGGUCCGCGGCUUCUCAGAGCUUGUCUCCGAAUUCAAUCCUUUGACGUUCACCAGUAUAAUCGAGUGUGAGAAGCCAAACAACGACCUGACUAGGUUUCGUGGUUGCAUCAUACAUGACAAUGGGAAAAAGGCUGGGCUAUAUAAAGAAAACCUGCUGUUGCGAGGGUGCACCAUCAGAAACACAGAAGCUGUUGUUGGCAUCGUCAUCUAUGCAGGACAUGAAACCAAGGCUCUGCUGAACAACAGCGGGCCCCGCUACAAGCGCAGCCAACUUGAGAGGCAAAUGAACUGCGACGUGCUCUGGUGUGUCCUCCUCCUCGUUUGUAUGUCUCUGUUUUCUGCGGUCGGACACGGACUGUGGGUACGACGGUAUCAAGAGAAGAAAUCAUUAUUUGAUGUCCCUGAGUCUGAUGGCAGCUCUUUAUCCCCAGUCACAGCUGCAGUUUACUCGUUUUUGACAAUGAUAAUAGUUCUGCAGGUUUUGAUCCCAAUUUCCUUAUAUGUUUCCAUUGAAAUUGUUAAAGUAUGCCAAGUGUACUUCAUUAAUCAAGAUACAGAGUUGUACGAUGAAGAAACAGACUCACAGCUGCAGUGUCGAGCUCUGAACAUCACAGAAGACUUAGGGCAGAUACAGUAUAUCUUCUCAGAUAAAACUGGCACUUUAACUGAGAAUAAGAUGGUUUUUCGAAGAUGCACUGUGUCUGGCAUAGAAUAUUCCCAUGAUGCAAAUGCCCAGCGUCUGGCCAGGUACCAGGAGGCAGACUCAGAGGAGGAAGAGGCAGUGCCCAGAGGGGGCUCGCUGCCCCAGCGCAGCAGCAUUGGAAGCCAUCAGAGCGUUCGUGUCAUGCACAGGAGCCAGAGCACCAAGUCACAUCGGCGCACAGGCAGCCGGGCAGAGGCCAAGCGGGCCAGCAUGCUGUCCAAGCACACGGCUUUCAGCAGCCCCAUGGAGAAAGACAUUACACCUGACCCAAAGCUGUUUGAGAAGGUGAGUGAAUGUGACAGGUGUUUGGCCAUCGCAAGGCACCAGGAACACCCACUGGCCCACCUCUCACCAGAGCUCUCUGAUGUGUUUGACUUCUUCAUCGCCCUCACCAUCUGCAACACAGUAGUAGUCACAUCUCCGGAUCAGCCACGACAAAAGGUGAGGGUGAGAUUGGAGGUGAAGUCCCCCGUGAAGACAAUAGAAGACUUCCUACGAAGGUUCUCACCCAGCCGUCUGACCUCUGGCUGCAGCAGCAUCGGGAGCCUGGCCACCAACAAGACCACCCACAAGUCAGGGUCCAACUUUCUGUCCACCCUGUCCAAUGACAGCACGCUGCUCAAGCUGGAGGAGAGGCUGGGCCAGCCAGCCCCACCCAUUGCCAGCAAUGGCUAUAGCAGUGGGGCUGCCAGCUUGGCCCCGGAGAACACUUCCCAGGAGCAGGAGCUGGAACUGGAGCAGGAGCGGGAGCAGGAGCGGGAGCUGCGUUAUGAGGCCGAGAGCCCCGACGAAGCAGCCCUUGUGUAUGCUGCACGGGCCUACAACUGUGCACUGGUGGACCGGUUGCAUGACCAGGUGUCAGUGGAAUUGCCCCACCUGGGCAGGCUCACCUUUGAGCUCCUGCACACGCUGGGAUUCGACUCCAUUCGCAAGAGGAUGUCAGUGGUGAUCCGGCACCCACUCACCGAUGAGAUCAAUGUCUACACCAAAGGAGCUGACUCCGUAGUCAUGGACCUCUUACUGCCUUGCUCCUCAGACGAUGCCAGAGGAAGGCAUCAAAAGAAAAUCCGAAGCAAGACUCAGAAUUACCUCAACUUGUAUGCAGUGGAAGGUCUGCGCACCUUGUGCAUCGCCAAAAGGGUUCUGAGUGAAGAAGAGUAUGCCUGUUGGUUGCAAAGCCACUUAGAAGCAGAAUCCUCCCUGGACAACCGUGAGGAGCUUCUCUUCCAGUCUGCCAUUCGCUUGGAAACGAAUUUGCAUCUGUUGGGUGCUACCGGGAUUGAAGACCGCCUACAGGAAGGAGUCCCAGAAACCAUUGCUAAAUUGCGUCAAGCAGGCCUGCAGAUUUGGGUUCUCACCGGUGACAAACAAGAAACAGCCAUUAACAUUGCAUAUGCCUGCAAACUGCUGGACCAUGAUGAGGAAGUCAUCACCCUGAAUGCUGAAUCCCAGGAGGCCUGUGCGGCCCUGCUAGACCAGUGCCUACACUACGUGCAGUCCAGGAGCCCCCGCAGUGCCCCUGAGAAGACCACAGACAACGUGAGCGUGGGGUUCUCCCCUCUCUGCCCGCCCUCCACGUCCACCACCUCUGGCCCCAGCCCGAGCCUCGUGAUCGAUGGGAGAAGUCUGGCCUACGCCCUUGAGAAAAACCUAGAAGACAAAUUUCUCUUUCUCGCUAAGCAGUGCCGGUCAGUCCUUUGCUGUCGCUCAACACCUCUGCAGAAGAGUAUGGUGGUGAAACUGGUCAGAAGCAAGCUCAAGGCCAUGACUCUGGCCAUAGGAGAUGGAGCCAAUGAUGUCAGCAUGAUCCAGGUGGCAGAUGUGGGUGUGGGAAUCUCGGGCCAGGAGGGCAUGCAGGCAGUGAUGGCCAGUGACUUUGCAGUGCCGAGAUUUCGAUACCUUGAGAGACUCUUAAUUGUUCAUGGACAUUGGUGCUAUUCCCGACUUGCCAACAUGGUGCUGUACUUCUUCUACAAAAAUACAAUGUUUGUGGGCCUCCUGUUUUGGUUCCAGUUUUACUGUGGCUUCUCAGCAUCUGCCAUGAUUGACCAAUGGUAUCUGAUCUUCUUUAACCUGCUCUUCUCGUCACUUCCCCAGCUUGUGACUGGGGUGUUGGACAAGGAUGUGCCAGCUGAUGUGCUGCUGACUGAACCACAGCUCUACAAGAGUGGUCAGAACAUGGAGGAAUAUCGGCCACGCACGUUCUGGUUAAACAUGGCUGAUGCUGCCUUCCAGAGCCUGGUGUGCUUUUUCAUUCCUUACCUGGCCUACUAUGAUUCGGACACAGAUGUGUUUACCUGGGGGACCCCCAUCACGGCAAUCGCGCUGUUCACCUUCCUCCUGCACCUUGGUAUUGAAACCAAGACCUGGACCUGGCUCAACUGGAUAGCUUGUGGCUUCAGUAUCCUUUUAUUUUUCACUGUGGCUUUGAUUUACAAUGCUUCUUGUGCAACGUGUUAUCCUCCGUCCAACCCUUAUUGGACUAUGCAAACAUUACUGGGUGACCCCGUGUUUUACUUGACUUGUCUCAUAGCACCUGUUGCUGCACUGCUUCCCAGAUUGUUUUUCAAAGCCGUGCAGGGGAGCCUUUUCCCCACCCAACUUCAGCUGGGACGCCAGCUGGCCAAGAGGCCCCCUAAGAAAGUCAUUGCUCCCAAAGAGACCUUUGCUCAAGGACACCUUCCAGGAGAACCCAGAACUGAAUCGUCUGAACAGAGGAGCAUCAGUACCUCUGGAUCCCUCUCCCAGGACUGCACCUCACAGGCAUCUUGGCAUAUGCAGCGGCCAGCCUGCUCUCCAGAAGCUCGUGGGGAGCCCAAUGUGGUGGACAUGAACGUGCCUGUAAGGGAGGACAUUCUGCUAGAAGGGCUGAGCAGUCAGGCUCCGGGGUCCUCCAUGCCAAGGGAGGCUAUCCUGGAAGGGUGUCCUGGGGACUCCAAGAUGAAACCCACCAGCACCAGUAGGGCAGCCCCCCUGUCGUCCAUUUUUAGCCUGCCCAACUUCAGCUCAUUCAACUGGAUUUCCCCCUUCUCACUGGUCAAUGGGCUAGGAAGUGUCUUACAGUUUUCUCGAAGUAGUUUACAGAUGGACAAGAGGGAUAGCGAGUUCUUGCCUAGCCCGCCUCAGCCAGACCAGGAUCUUUGUGGCUUAAGUGGGCAGACCACCAACUACUUCUAGGAGCAUCUUCCAGGGACUGCAUCUGAUGGCAGUAGCAGUGAAAACCUUGAAAUAGCCUCUUUUUUAUAUAACUUAGAUGUUAAUAUUAUUUAUGUUUAUUAUUUGCACAGAAGAGUUCUAGUGAGAUGUAUUUUAUGUUUCCAGGGCUAACACAGGAAAUAAAAGGUACCAAAAAGAAAAUUUAUUUUUUAAAACUUCUAAGUAGAAUAUAUUGAAAAGGAAAAUAAGAG
Hyaena hyaena (striped hyena) is the source of this 4927-nucleotide messenger RNA. RefSeq names its product ATPase phospholipid transporting 10A (putative) (gene ATP10A). The record is from RefSeq and is a predicted model, not a curated record. Gene Ontology annotation, biological process: phospholipid translocation. Gene Ontology annotation, molecular function: ATPase-coupled intramembrane lipid carrier activity; magnesium ion binding; ATP binding. The transcript has 21 exons. Gene Ontology annotation, cellular component: plasma membrane. Bases 174 to 4697 code for a protein of 1507 amino acids. NCBI's taxonomy places the organism in Eukaryota, Metazoa, Chordata, Mammalia, Carnivora, Hyaenidae.